GGCCAGUCUAUUACGUACGCUUUGCAGACUAGGUUUACUGUAAGCAAAAUUACUGAGUAUGGAUUAUCGUUUGGUGCCAUGUGGUGAGUUAUCCGGCAGUUUGACUUUAAAAAGCCAGUGAAAGAAAACGCAUUAUGGAUGUAAAGAGUGAAAUCAAUGAGAACACCGAAGGCAGGCGAGAGAAAAACCCGUUUGGGAGCACGAACUGAAGAGAAAUCAUUGUUUUGUGGGGGAAUACAUAUGCAUAUGCGAGUAUAAAAACAAUGUACGCUCGCUGAGAGAAUUCAGUUGUUGCUCAAAGGCCACAUUAUAAAAGUCGAGGGCGAUAGCCGGUUUAUAAAAAGAAAUUAAUUUACACACUCGAAGCCGCUGGUGAAAAACAGUACCAGCAGUCGGAGCAGGCAGUUAAUUACCCUUUCCGAUAAUCAAGCUAGUGAAUCCCCGGCGAAACGGCCAACCGGAGAGAUAUAGUGAACACCGUUUGUGGAGGUGACUCAUCAGUACACUGCAAUUACAUAAAUUUAUGAAAACGAGCACACCUCAUCCACGGUCGAUUUGGAUACUUACAGGUUGCUGGUUGCUCCCCCUGCUCGGCCUAGCCCUCUUCCCGUUUCCACCGGUCCACACGGCUGACGUCACCAUGGCUGACGCCGCCCACCAGGAGUUCGCCCGCCGGCUGGCCCUUUUCUCUAUCAACGUGUACGGCAAGCUGUCGGGGCAGAAGCCCGGCGAGAACAUCGUCUUCUCGCCCUUUUCCAUCCAGACUUGUGCGGCGAUGGCCAGGCUGGGUGCAGAAAACGAGACGGCUACCCAGCUGGACCAGGGACUGGGCUUGGCCUCUAGUGACCCAGAGCAAAUCGCACACAGUUUUCACCAGGUGCUGGCCGCCUACCAGGACAGUCAGAUCUUGCGCAUCGCCAACAAGAUUUUCGUCAUGGAUGGCUACCAGCUGCGCCAGGAGUUUGAUCAGCUGUUAUCCAAGCAGUUCCUCUCGGCGGCUCAGAGCGUGGACUUUUCCAAAAAUGUACAAGCAGCGGCCACCAUCAACAAUUGGGUUGAGCAGCGCACCAACCAUCUGAUCAAGGACCUUGUGCCGGCUGAUGUAUUGAACUCCGAAUCGCGACUCGUCCUUGUGAACGCCAUUCACUUCAAGGGCACCUGGCAGCACCAGUUCGCCAAACACUUAACCCGCCCAGACACCUUUCACCUGGAUGGGGAGCGAACAGUUCAGGUUCCGAUGAUGAGUUUAAAGGAGCGGUUCCGCUACGCCGAUCUGCCGGCGCUAGAUGCCAUGGCUCUGGAACUGCCCUACAAGGACUCAGACCUCUCUAUGCUGAUCGUACUGCCCAACACCAAGACGGGUCUGCCCGCUCUGGAGGAGAAGUUGCGCCUCACGACCCUCUCGCAGAUCACGCAGUCGUUGUACGAAACAAAGGUAGCGCUCAAAUUGCCCAGGUUCAAGGCAGAGUUCCAAGUGGAAUUGUCUGAGGUUUUCCAGAAGCUGGGCAUGUCAAGGAUGUUCUCCGAUCAGGCUGAAUUUGGAAAAAUGCUACAAAGUCCGGAGCCAUUGAAAGUGUCAGCCAUCAUACACAAGGCCUUCAUUGAAGUCAACGAGGAGGGAACGGAGGCUGCGGCCGCCACGGGAAUGGUCAUGUGCUACGCCUCCAUGCUCACGUUCGAACCGCAGCCCGUCCAAUUCCAUGUCCAGCAUCCAUUUAACUAUUACAUUAUCAAUAAGGAUUCUACUAUUUUGUUUGCGGGAAGAAUCAAUAAGUUUUGAAGUAUGUUUAUGAGCCUUACUUCGCUGCCCAUGCCGAAGCCGGAUCCGAUACGUUUCAAUGUCGACCAUCCAUUUACAUUUUACAUCCUUAACAAGGACUCAACCGCUCUCUUCGCUGGCAGCAUAAAGAAACUCUAAAUAGGCAAACAUACUAACCAAUCCACAAUGUUACUCGAGGGUCUCGUAUUCAUUUAACGUGCAAGCGGGUCAGUCCUAUAUUGCUGGCUUGACGAGCAUAUUCAGCUUUUACAUUGUCUAUAAGGAUUCACAAAAUUAUAGUCUGUGCGCAAUUGAUGAUCUUAUAUAUACACUUAAUAUUUUUAUACUAACCAAGCAUGUAGCCGUAGCCUCAAUAAAGUCUAAAAGCAAAUGUCU
This is a messenger RNA of Drosophila melanogaster (fruit fly), 2155 nucleotides long. It is a transcript of the gene Spn42Da, whose product is annotated as serpin 42Da. Gene Ontology annotation, cellular component: extracellular region. The record is from RefSeq and is marked reviewed. The transcript has 4 exons. Gene Ontology annotation, molecular function: serine-type endopeptidase inhibitor activity. Bases 641 to 1780 code for a protein of 379 amino acids. Lineage: Eukaryota; Metazoa; Arthropoda; Insecta; Diptera; Drosophilidae.